Messenger RNA from Siniperca chuatsi (mandarin fish), 1635 nucleotides. RefSeq names its product IMP U3 small nucleolar ribonucleoprotein 3 (gene imp3). Lineage: Eukaryota; Metazoa; Chordata; Actinopteri; Centrarchiformes; Sinipercidae. The record is from RefSeq and is a predicted model, not a curated record. Gene Ontology annotation, cellular component: Mpp10 complex; small-subunit processome; small ribosomal subunit. Bases 364 to 915 code for a protein of 183 amino acids. The transcript has 8 exons. Gene Ontology annotation, molecular function: snoRNA binding; structural constituent of ribosome; rRNA binding. Gene Ontology annotation, biological process: rRNA processing.
ACACACGCGUGCUUUUUAUGUGGCUCGGAGGGAGCUGCAGUGACGGCGGAAUUUGAUCUUCGGCUCGUUUUUUGACUUGGCAUAAAAUGGUUUGUGACUGGAUCGGGGUGGCAACACGGGUAUACAACGAUGAAGAAGAUAUGGAGUUUGGCAUCUGUUUAGAGGGGAAUAGAUCCGAUGAAGAGUCCCGAUCCACACUCCAGUCCAGUUGGUGGCGGUAAUGAACCAUAACGUUGGUUGACGACCGCCAUAAAACUUUACUACGAAGAAGAACACACGUGUUUCCUGUGUUUCCACUUAACCCUGCAUGAAACGGAGGCUGUCUUGUAAAUAAAUUGGAUUCAGCCAGCGAAAGGUGUAAAAAUGGUUCGUAAAUUAAAGCACCAUGAACAGAAGCUGUUAAAGAAGGUGGACUUCAUCAACUGGGAGGUGGACAACAACCUGCACGAGGUCAAAGUGUUGCGGAAGUAUCGCAUCGAAAAGAGGGAGGACUACACCAAGUACAACAAGCUGAGUCGUAACAUCAGAGAUCUGGCCCAGAAAAUCAGAGACCUGGAUGAUAAAGAUGGCUUCAGAGCUCAGAGCACACAUCGACUACUGGAAAAACUGUACAGUAUCGGUCUCCUCCCCACCAAACAGAAUCUGUCCCUCACAGAGAAAGUCACAGCUUCUUCAUUCUGCAGGAGGCGGCUGCCCAGCAUCAUGCUGAACCUUCGUAUGGCUCAGAACCUGAAGACAGCCAUCACCUUCAUUGAACAAGGACAUGUACGCGUUGGCCCAGACAUCGUCACAGAUCCAGCAUUUCUAGUCACAAGAAAUAUGGAAGAUUUUGUCACUUGGGUGGACUCCUCGAAGAUCAAGCAGCAUGUCCUGAAUUAUAAUGAUGAGAGGGACGACUUUGAUCUGGUGGCAUAAGUCUGUUGUCUAACAUCCAUUCAUCACCGUGGAGGACAGGAAAGGGACAAGAACUCUGCUCUUGUAACUGUCGAGUGAAUAACUCUACAACUCAGGAGUCAAACGUUUUAAUCUCCUAUCAACUAGAAAAGUGUAGGAAGAAAAUAAGUGCUCUCACCUCAACAACUAUAACUUAAGUUCGAUCUGAGAACGGACAGAAAGAGCACACUUCCAAGCUUUGUUGUUCACCCAAUACCUCUUUUUUUUUUUGAUGGUCCAAAAUCUGAUCUAUUGACAGGAUCAUCCAUCCAAAAUAUCUGAUUCUGGAGGUCAGGUGACUCUGUACUCGUGCCUGUCAAUGUCACCACUGACUUUUUACUGUAAAUCACUCAGCCACCAGUAGCACGAGAGCAGUGUCAGUUGUUACCUCCUCAUUUUUCCAGCAGAGGCACUCGAACACUGGCCACCAUCGCACUGGAUGUACAGAACUGCUUCCAGAGUUGUGUAGAUGUGACUGUUCCUUCUCCUGUAACCCCUGGCUUCAUAGGGUUAAUAUGUAUGUGACCAUGGAAACGAAAAGUGUAUAUACCAUAAAGAGGACUGUCACUGUCUGUUCAUGAUAUUAACGUGUCAUAAAUACAGCUGUAAAAUAGAAACUACAAUUUGUAAAAUAUUUAAUAUUUUCAAUAACUUUGUUACAAUGUAAACUUUGUGAACAAUAAACAUUCUUUUAUCACAGUA